Molecule: messenger RNA, 3988 nt
Organism: Micropterus salmoides (largemouth bass)
Lineage: Eukaryota; Metazoa; Chordata; Actinopteri; Centrarchiformes; Centrarchidae
Gene: acsbg2
Product: acyl-CoA synthetase bubblegum family member 2
Exons: 15
Coding region: 156-2450 (764 amino acids)
Cellular component (GO): endoplasmic reticulum; membrane
Molecular function (GO): long-chain fatty acid-CoA ligase activity
Source: RefSeq, a predicted model, not a curated record
GAAUGAUAUGCUGCUCAAGUUGUAGAAAGGGUGGACAGCUGGUGUAUUUUUGUGUGUGUGUGUGUUCAGCGGCAUUUACAGAAAGGGAAAAGGAAAAGUGGACGAUUCCAGAGAAAAUCUGUAAUACAAACCUGGGAUAGAAUUAGUUUCCAGCAAUGCAGCUGACCGCGUGUGAGCCCACCGCCAUGUCUGAAGCUGUGGUGAUGGAGCCUUCCAGAACAGGCAGCUUCCUGGAGUCAUCCUGUGGUGCAGGGGACAGCGCAGCCUCACUUGACGGCAUUGUGCUCAAUGAGUCUUCAGAGGAGGAGUCCACAGGGGAAAGAGAAGAGGAGACCAGUGCGCAUGAUGAAGUCAACAGCAGCACCAAGGCCACAGAGGUCCCCGCUGAACAGACGUCAAACACACAAACAGUGAAAGCCCAGCGCCCAAACUCCCUGUCGGUGCCAGCAGCAGGAGAGCCCGGCCUGUGGACGUCGCAGGGUGAUGCGGAGGUGAAACUGAGGAUUGGCGACUCUGGCCUGGCUGCUGACAGCCCUUUGACCGUCAACGAGAUGUUCACCUCAGCUGUGGAGCGCUUUGGCAACUGUACAGCUCUGAGCUGGAAGGAGGGCGAUCAGCAGAAGAGCCUAAAUUACAAAGAAUACUACCAGACCUGCCGCACCGCUGCCAAGAGCUUCCUUAAGCUUGGCUUGCAACGCUACCACGGCGUCGGCAUCCUGGGCUUCAACUCCGCUGAGUGGUUCAUUGCUGACAUUGGAGCCAUUAUGGCAGGUGGGUUUGCUGUGGGCAUCUACACCACCAACUCUCCUGAGGCAUGCCAGUAUGUAGCAGAAAACUGCAGGGCCAAUAUCAUUGUGGUGGAGAACCACAAACAGCUGCAGAAGAUCCUUCAGGUUGAAGACAAGCUGCCACACCUGAAAGCCAUUAUCCAGUACAAAGAUGCACUAAAAGAGAAGAGACCAAAUCUGUACACAUGGGCGGAGUUUAUGGAGCUCGGACGCGAUGAGCCUGAUGCACCACUCGACGCAGUCAUCUCCAGCCAGAAGCCCAACCAAUGCUGCACCCUCAUCUACACCUCAGGAACCACAGGGCAGCCCAAAGGAGUCAUGCUCAGCCAUGACAAUAUAACAUGGACGGCGCUCUCCACCUGCCGCCACGUGCGACUGACAGACGCCACUCAGAACCAGGAGAUUGUGGUCAGCUACCUGCCACUCAGCCACAUCGCAGCACAGAUGGUCGACAUCUGGGUCACAAUGAAGGUCGGUGGGGCGACCUACUUCGCUCAGCCAGAUGCACUGAAGGGCUCUUUGGUAAACACCUUGAAGGAGGUGCGUCCCACAGCCUUCAUGGGCGUCCCACGUGUCUGGGAGAAGAUGCAGGAGAAGAUGAGGGCUGUCGGAGCAAAGUCGUCGACUGUGCGCAGGAAGGUGGCUGCCUGGGCCAAAGAUGUCGGUCUGCAGACUAAUCUGACCAAGAUGAAUCCAAGCGAUGCAGCUGGCCGACCACCAUUAAGCUAUCACAUAGCCAAAAAGCUUGUGUUCAAAAAGGUGCGUAAGGCCCUAGGCCUGGACCGCUGCAGUAAGUGCUACACAGGUGCCGCACCCAUCACCAAGGACACCCUGGAGUUCUUCCUCAGCCUGGACAUUCCUCUGUACGAGCUGUACGGUAUGAGUGAGUGCACUGGACCUCACACCAUCUCCCGCCCUGAAGCCUUCAAACUCACCAGUUGUGGUAAAGAGAUCCCAGGAUGCAAGACAAAGCUGCACAACCCGGACGAGGAGGGAAACGGUGAGAUCUGCUUCUGGGGCCGUCACGUCUUCAUGGGUUACCUCAACAUGCCCGACAAGACAGAGGAGGCACUCGAUGCAGAGGGCUGGCUGCACUCAGGUGACCUGGGCAAACAUGACGAGAAUGGAUUCCUUUUUAUCACUGGACGAAUUAAAGAGCUGAUCAUCACAGCAGGAGGAGAGAACAUCCCUCCUGUUCCGAUUGAGGAUGCAGUGAAGGAGGCCAUUCCACUGAUUAGUAACGCCAUGCUGAUCGGAGACAAGAGGAAGUUUCUGUCGAUGCUGCUCACCAUUAAGUGCCAGGUAAACCCAGAGUCGGGCGAUCCAGAGGACGAGCUGACGCCAGAAGCUGUGGAGCUCUGCCGGAAGCUGGGCAGCGACGCCACACGGGUCUCUGAGAUCGCAGGUGGCCGAGACCGGGCAAUCCAUGCCGCCAUUCAGGAGGGAAUCAACGGAGUCAACGAGAAGGCAACCUCCAACGCUCAGCGCAUUCAAAAGUGGAUCAUUCUGGAUCGGGAUUUCUCCCUUCCAGGAGGAGAACUGGGCCCUACCAUGAAGCUGAAGCGGCCGGUGGUAAUGAAGAUGUACAAAGAGCAGAUUGAGAACUUUUAUAAAGAACUGGCAACUCCAACGACCCCUGACAACCCGCUGCCUCCCAAAUAGAGCUGCUCCUCUACCUCCUGUUUGAGUUAACACUCCAUCUCAUUUAUCAAAACCUCUCCCUGUUGCCAUUCUUCUCCUGUAAAAAUGUUUGCCUUAAGUUGUGAAUGAUCUGUCUUGGUUUACAUUUGUGGGUGUUUUACAAAAAUUAAAAGCCAAAAUAAGAAGCCAUUGUAAAAUAGCUUUAUGAUUUUGAAGACAAAUUCAACUAUUUACAGGGAUGAACGGUAAUAUUGGAUAGCUGAAGUAGCCGCAGCUGUAAGUUAUUUAUUGCACUGCAAUUACUCGAGAUAAAGAGACAGAAUCGAAAAUACAUUAUAGGGUGUUUUAAAAAAAGGAGUAAUGUGCUUUUGAACAUGUUUAUUUAUUUUCAGUUUGCCAAAGUUUAUGAGGGCCAAAUGAGCUUCAAAUGAAGGAGGCAUUUCUAGAAAGACUUAUGAAUUUCUUAUGAAAUUCAGCAAUCAUAUCUCACGUUUACUGGCCUUUUUAAAUGUAUUUGGUGUUUUUUCUCGUCUUCGUCUGCCUGGUUUCAAAGAAAGUAAUCAUUAUUUUGUACAUGUGUUUAAAAGAAAACUCUCAUGACAAAAAAAAAUUGUUUUUCGUGCUGGAAAAACACGUCAUUGAAGCCAUAUCUAUUGCCUUUUGUAACUGUAAAGUCAGACUUGUUCUGUUUGCUGACUGAUUUGCAGCCUACACACCUGCCUGGUCCUGUUGAAAUGUUUACCCAACAGUCCUUCUGUGUGUAGAUGUGCAUUGAUUGUGUGUAAUAUUGUAAAUACAUUUUUGCCUACAUCAUCUUUUACUUCUCUUUCGCUCAGUUAAAAUUUUCAUUCCAUAUUUUGUUUGCACUCAAACAUGGAAAAAGUGUUAAUGGAAAAAGUUAGAUUGUAUGUAGGUUUAUGGCAAAUACAUGAACUGCAUUAUAGUUGUCCUCAUUGGUGUGCUGCCAUCUUUUAAGCAUCACACACAUAAAUAUUCAGAUGCUUGAGGUUUUGAUCCAGUAACGUCUUCAGCCUCUUGAAGAUGUUUCACGCAAGAGAUUGUUGCACUCCAAAGAGCUGAUCUUGUAUAUGAAGUAAGUGUGUGUGUGUGUGUGUGUAUGUAUGUAUAUAUAUAUAUAUAAAGCAUAUAAUAGGUAUUUGUAGCUCUCUGACAGUUCAAAGUGAAGGCAUAAAGAUAAAUAAGGAAAUGAAGGUGAUUCAGUGUGUCAGAGUGAGUGAGUUUCUUGCUGUCUUGAAUACGUACAGACUUCAUUAAGCCAAUAAUGUCCACUCAACAUAUAAAAUUAGAACUUGGAAGAGUUUAACAGCCUGUCAGAAAGCUUUUAUAUCUAAGAGGUUGUUAUUUGAUGGUCUCCAACAGUUCAGCAAUAACUCACAAGACCGCAGACAGAAAACUGGAUGUACCUGACCUUAAAGAGGUGUUAUUGCUGUGAACAAUACCAGGGUUCAAAGAUGGAAAUGUGCAUGACGCCGCAGGAGAAAAACAAAGCAGGCAUGUGAAUGUUUGAUCAGUUAUGGAAUAAAAGUUGAUUAAGCUGA